Messenger RNA from Heterostelium album PN500, 2604 nucleotides. RefSeq lists its product as uncharacterized. The coding region runs from base 1 to 2604 and encodes 867 amino acids. The record is from RefSeq and is a predicted model, not a curated record. The transcript has 4 exons. NCBI's taxonomy places the organism in Eukaryota, Evosea, Eumycetozoa, Acytosteliales, Acytosteliaceae.
AUGACACUAACUAACAUUGAAUUCCCAAUUAUCAAACUAAAACAAAUUAUUCCUACAUACUUUAAAAUCAAUGACCAAGAUUUUAUCAAAUGCAAUGAUUUUCAUUUAAUCUCUAAAGUAUUAGAGUUAAUGAUCAACCUUGAUCCAGAGGUUAAUUCGCCUAUCGAUACCGAUAAUCUCUUUGAGGUAAAACAAUGUAUUUCAUCAUUCUUCAAACGUUUCAAUCUCAAACACAAAACUCAACUCAGCAUUGAGGAUUAUCAAAGAUAUUCAUUCUUAAACAAAUCAUUACCAAUGAGCGAUUUCUUUUCAGAGUGUACCAAAAAUUGGGCAUUUGAAGUAAAGAUGCAAGUACUGGUACUCAUUCUCCAUGAUCAAUCAAAUACUGAAAGUAAAAGCACCAACUAUAUAAAUUUAUAUUUAUACAUCUCUAAAAAGUUUAAUCUCGAUUGUUUAUUAAGAUUCUUUAUAUUAUUGGUAAAGAAUGAUUUGUUACAAAGCUCUUGUACUAUAGGUGAAUCAAUUUCAAAUAAUCCAUUCAUCAACCAACUUUUUACUUCUGAACAGUUGGAUUUGGUCAUUGAUUCUUUGAUAAAAAUGGAUUCGAAUUUUAGUUUGGCUGAUGAUCCUUCCAAUACAGAACUAUCUACAUCAGAGUUUGGAGAGAUUUUAAUUAACUCAAUCUCCAAAAAUGAAACUUUGGAACAACUUACACUCAUAAGUAUAUAUAGACAACAUGCAAUUCCUAUUCCCUCAAAUCUCUACAAUCAUUUUUUAGAAUUGAUUCCAAUCAUAGGCGACAUUAAAGUCGGGCUAUCAAUUCAACCAAACUAUCAAUCGAUAGUUCACUCAUUGGUUUAUCUUUUUCGAGUAGAAAAGAACCCAACUCUAUUAAAGAUAGUCUUUUAUUCUCUUUUAAAGUUAGAGUCAUUGUCCAAUGAUUUUUGCUUUGAAGUAUUAGAGUCACUUGGUGGUACUGGUUAUGUUCUUAAUACACUCGAACCAUUCAGUCUUGAAUUUGAACAACUUAUUUUGUCAAAUGAGAAAGUAAUGUCAGAUCUUAUUCGUCAUAAACUACCAUUCCUCAUAUCGAGUUCUACAUUACUCUUUAAAGAAAAACAACAAAUGGAUGUUGUCUUUUCUGCAAUCAAAAAGGGAUUAGAGAAGUUCGACUUUAAGAUUAUCGAAUUCCUUCUUCGACUUCAUGUUUCAAGUACCGACCUUUUGGACAUUCUACGUUUUAUUGUUCCAAAAAUUUCAAUGUUAUACAUUUAUGAAUCAAUGGAAUUUCUCUUGGAAAUUGAAAGUAUCGAAAAUGUUUCCAUUUUCAUCGAACUCUUUUUCUAUAAUUUUCUACUUGUUAUUAUUAGGAGUAAUCUAUUCCUUUCUUUGGGAUUUAAAUUAUUUGAAAAGAUUCAAAAUCACAAUCCAAAUAUAAUCCCUAAACUAUUCAAAUUCCCUUACCCCACUGGUUUAAUCGAUUUUGUUAGAUAUCAUUAUUCUUUUUCGUAUAUCAACCGAUUUUUGCCAGAGAAUCAGAUUACUUGCUGCACAACACCAUUACCAAAUUUAAGCACCCUGAUUUGGAAACAAAUCAUCACACCAUUGUUAUUUGACAAGUAUCUUGAUACAAAAUGGAAAGUCGAUCUCUCAAGAGUUUCCAAACAAUUCCACAAUUGUUGUUCUAUUAUUUUUUCUCAUAUUGCCAAUCCAACCAUUAGAAUUUCAAGUAAAAUCAAUGAUAUUGGUUCAACUUUUUGUUUAUUCAAGAGAACACCUCUUCACUUGGCUGGCUCUGAAAUCGAAUAUAUUCCAGAUUCUCACCUAUCUGAUUGUCUAGACAAUCUCGAAUCUUUCACUUUUAAUUCGGGAACAUUAAAAACUAAUGACUUCCCAAAAAAUUUGAAAUCUAUAACUUUUGUGUUCAAAUAUAUUAGUGAAUUAGAGAGUUAUAUAAACAACAGAUCAAAUUUAAGUCGAUUGGAAUCAUUUAAAUUCAAAUCAAUCAACAAGAGCACUACUGAACAUAGUAUUUUUAUGUCACAACUCGUUCAGCUUCGAAAUUCAUAUCCUAAUUUGAAGAUCUCUACAACAUUUGAACAUUCAAAAUUCACCAAUGUAUCGAUCGACCAACUUUCCUUGAUAACCAAAUACAGAUAUGAAAUGUACUACAAUAAUAUACCUCUACAAUUGUCAAACUUGAGAAAGUUGGUCUUACCAGACAAAUACAGAGCUCGACUUAGUGAAGGUGAUCAAUUAUGGAACAUUUUGCAAACAUCACCUUACUUGACUUCGAUUACACUGAACAACACCUGUGAACUUCCCUUCCUUUUUCAAUUUGCUAAGCUUAAUCCCAACUUUUCGGAAUUGAAGAUCAGAUUCUUUGAAUUCACCUUAGAUUAUCCUGUUGACAUUAAUGCUAUAUUCAAAACAUUGAGUCAUCCAUUGCUAAAACAAAUUACUCAUGUUAGAAUCAUUAAUAUCACAAAAGUUAGAGGCAAAAUAACUAAAAUACAAAACAUUAACAAUAGUACAAUUAAUUUUAGACAAUUUCAACCAAAUGCAAACUUUAGUAGAUUCUAUAGAUCUGCUCUUCCAAAUUAA